AUGCCGGUUGACUGCCAGAGAUCGACGACAGGCGGGAAAGGAAACCUGGGUAUGUUUUUUGAACGAAGUCCAAAAAUUUGUGCUGCAGGUCUUCCCUCUCAACAGCCGGACAAAAAAAUCCGUGAUGACUUGCAGCAUUACCUCAUGAAGGAUGAGGUGGACUCACUUAUAAGUGACAUUAUCAUACCUCCGGAAAUCCCCAGACCUCUUCCACCUUUACGUCGUCCUAUACCACUAGACAUGCGGUUUGCCGGAAUAUACGGACAGGUCGCAAGUAUCGUAAACCCACCAAACAAAACAAAGUUUCAAACCCUAGUUGAAGAUUUUAAGGAUACCACUUAUUCCUCCUAUUGGAAAAAACCACUGGGAAAAGUGCAAGAUCCAGUACCAAUGCUCCCUGAAGGACUAGAUGUGUACAACACGACCUUUGGGAGGAAGUUGCCUGAUGCAGAAAGACUGUACGAUGUUGUAUUCCCAAAAGUACCUCUUGAAGACAAAACGCCAGCAUCAAAAUUUCCUGCCGCUCAAAUAAAUCGUAAUUACUGCAAACCUCCAUUUAAUCCAGAUUUAACAUAUGGUCAUAGAACUUAUGUUGACAAACGUGGAAUAUACGCCAAAACUUGUUUAACUGAUGAUAAUGUCGUUGUUGGGAAUGGGAAUCGAACAGUUUUAAAUACAGUUCAAUCCAAUUACCAGGAAUUCAACAAGGCUAGACUUGGAAAAGUAUUAUCUCCAAAUAAUAAUAUUAGCAAUGUUCCAGAGGGUUACUCAUUUGGAAUUUUAAGUAAACCUGAUAAUCUUAAAGAAUGUCUAAGUUUCUGUGAACUUAAUCCAGAAUGCGAAUUCUACAGAAAGUGCUUAGCGCAUCUUAAUACUGUUCGUAAAUGUAUGUCAACUAGAUUUUCACCCAGGUUUUUUAACGAGUUUUAUUUGAAACUAAAAUAUUAUGAUACUGAAAAGCGUGGUUGGCUGCCUCGUGGCGUUGUUUAUAAUUAUUGUGCUUCAAAACUCAUAAGAUUUGAUCCAUCUUUAAUAGAACCAUUGUUAACAAAGUGGGAAGCAUUUGAUGGAUCGAACAUUGACUACAAGUUUUUUUCGCACAUGAUUAAUUACAGGGAACCCAUUGAAUAUAUUCCUCGUAUCCCCGAUUUACCACCAGAUUGCAUUGACUACCGUACCACUUAUAGUGAAAUGGUGAAACCUGAUCACGAGAGAGAUGAGUCUCGUAUGGCUGGAAUUCCAUCUGGUAGGUACUUCGACUUAGACUACCCUAUUACGCCUAAUUUCUGCUGCAAAGCGAUUAGAACAUGCCUCCCACAAGAGUCAGAUGUCAAAUCAUGUGUCGCUCCGAGCAUUCUUACACUAAUGCACGUCAACCACCGUGAUAUGUAUGCCAAACGUGAACCUGACGUCGUAAAGAAAGUAUUCAAAGCUGCUGGAGAGGAUUUUAGUGAUGAAAAAUUCAACGAAAUAUGGGAGGAGGCUAAAAAGUAUCAUUCUCAAGGCUGGGUCUGUUUUGAGACAUUUAGGAGGGCUUUACGAAAAGUUUCUGAAGCAGAAAAUACUACAAGUUAG
This is a messenger RNA of Papilio machaon (common yellow swallowtail), 1575 nucleotides long. RefSeq names its product EF-hand domain-containing family member B. Bases 1 to 1575 code for a protein of 524 amino acids. The record is from RefSeq and is a predicted model, not a curated record. The transcript has a single exon. Lineage: Eukaryota; Metazoa; Arthropoda; Insecta; Lepidoptera; Papilionidae.